Clavispora lusitaniae ATCC 42720 is the source of this 1251-nucleotide messenger RNA. RefSeq names its product Pyridine nucleotide-disulfide oxidoreductase family protein. Gene Ontology annotation, molecular function: electron-transferring-flavoprotein dehydrogenase activity; flavin adenine dinucleotide binding. Gene Ontology annotation, cellular component: cytoplasm. NCBI's taxonomy places the organism in Eukaryota, Fungi, Ascomycota, Pichiomycetes, Serinales, Metschnikowiaceae. The record is from RefSeq and is a predicted model, not a curated record.
AUGGAAGACAAAACACCCAUGCUGGCCAUCGUGCGCACAGCGCAAAACAUCAAGGCUGACGUUCUAAUAGUGGGCGGCGCCUAUGCUGGCCUUUCCACCUUGGUAGCUUUAAAGAACCAUCUCAAGGAGCGGCACGAACGAAAAGUGUCUGUUGCUAUGGUGGAGCCCAAGGCUGGACUUCUCAAUAUCUUGGGUAUACCGCGGGCCAUCGUGGACCCCGAUUUUGCCAAGACACAGUUUGUGCCGUUCGAGAAGCUCGACGACCUUUCGCUCGACCGUUUGAUCUCAAGCGACUCGUACGUGCAGAAUCAUCUCGGCGCAAGCCUCUCUCCUGGACUUAGGGACUACUUGGAUAUCACGUAUGUCCAAGGCAAAGUGUUGCAGGUGGAGGAGAAUUCGGCCCAAUACACAUUGAACGACUCUGGCCAGAGCGCCAAAAUCGACUUUUCUUAUUGUGUAUUGGCUGCUGGCCGUAACAGGCCAUGGCCCACUUCGCCUGAGGCGCCGAACUUUGACGCAUACUUAAAAGAAAUGGCCGAAUUCAAUUCGCAGGUGCGCCAGUGCAAAACCGUGGGCGUGGUGGGCGCUGGAGCGGUGGGAAUUGAAAUUGCUGGUGACAUCAAACACAAGUAUCCUGAGAUUGAUGUGCACUUGUUCCAUCCACAUGCAACCUUCCCAGCAGAGCCGCUCACUGAGAAAUUCAAGCUGACAGUACGAGAAUCACUCGAACGUAGCGGCGUUAAAGUGCACACGGGUGUGCGAGUAAAGGAAGAAGAACCGGGCCAGUUGCUUUUACCGUCGGGAGAACGUGUAUCCGUGGAUUUCACCUACUGGUGCACAGGGUUCCGCAACAAUACAGAAAUUUUGGGCGGGCCGUUGGCACAAUUCGUGUCAGAAAAAAACAACGUACAUGUCAACGAGUACCUUCAGCUCCAGCGGCCCGGUGGCGACAGCGUAGCCAACGUAUUUUGUAUCGGCGAUAUGGUGGAAAUGCCGAUAAUUAAGCUGGCUGGAUGGGCACUUUACAUGGGACAGCAAGUGGCCAACAAUUUGGUUGGGGCAAUGUUUGAAGGUAGGCUUGUGGAGCCGUUCCCGGACCUUUCACAGAUGCCACGCGGGAUGGUGAUCGUGGCUGGAAACGGCGAGAUAGUAUCGGAACUUACAGGUGAGGUGGAAUUGAAUCAUCCGGGAUACGUUGAAGAGUACAAGGAUUAUUGCGUGGGGAAAAUUAGGGCCACAUUAGGGGCAUGA